GAGAGUCCAAGGUCCGGUGGAGUUCCGUUAUCCGCUUUUGCACACGGCACUCUUGCUCUGCUCGCCAAGUCUCUAUUCUCUCACUCUCCGCUCCUUGGUCUUCAAUCUCUCCUGAUCUCCAACCUCGGUCUCCAAACUCUCUCGUUCUCCAUCCAAGUCUCCAAACUCUCCCGCUCUCCAUCCUUGGUCUCCAAACUCUCUCGUUCUCCAUCUGCUGCUGCUUCUAUUUGUGGGGAGUUAUUCAACUCCUCACAAUAUUCAAUUACAAAAGUCCGCCCCGACUUAAGUGUUUAAGUGUUUAGAACGAUUUCAAAGGAGCUUUCUGAAUUUUAUCCAAUAAUUUUGUAUAAAUCUAUUUCUUUUUUCAUAGAAAAUAUCUAACUGCAUAUAAGUUUUUCUGCUUUUGUACUUGGACUUCAUUAACGCAUCGUAUUUGCCGGUCUUGCCUGCAUUGGCUAGUUGUCCGCCCUGCUGGUCCUUAUCAUGUCGGUCGCUGAUCAUGCUAUAAAGGACCUUCUAUGUGGUGAUGAUACGAAUGUGGAUAACUGCGAUGGUUCUUUGUCUUCCAAUCUUUAUAUAAUUGAGAAUUUAAAUAUCAGUGUUAGCAAUGAGUUUUUCAAUGUCGACUAGAUAUCGUGGUGUAAGGGUGACCUCCGACAGGUCCAAGGAGGCUAUGUCACAGACAUUUGAUUCUGAGCGCAAUGUACAAUAUAUUGGUGAUACUUCUUCUUCAUUGCAAGACAAUUUGAAAGACAUUUUGGAAGCUUCGGCGGAUUUUUUGAUACAUACAUGAAUACAUGGUGCAAACACAUUAUCAUUUGAAAAGUGGCUGACUAGUUGCGCUGCGAGUCUGUCAAACACAUAAGAAAGAGAAGGGAGCUUGAUGCUGAUCACGGUAAGGAUGCUUCCACGUUUGGACCAAUUGUUAAUUCAGGACUGUUUAGAUCUGAGGAUUCGACCUCUUCUGGUCAAAAAUAUUCAGGUCAUGAAAACGACUUUGCCCUCUUAUCGUCAGGUGUCAAGGUGUCAACCUAUUCUCCUCCACCGGACCCCUCUAACUUCCGCCAGCCUCCUGUGACUAGUAAUCGUACAAUAACAUCUAACAUAGUAAGGUGGAAUUUCCCGAAAUUCUAAAGAAAUUUCUGGUACUGCUACUUCUUUGACUGAAGCACUUGAAUCUGACCCCUGUCAGAUAAAGGGAGUUACUAAUGUCAAACAACUUGUGAAUAUCAUCAAGGCUGCCACAACCGAUAUAAGGUUUAAGAUAACUGGUCCUGCUGCAGUUGGGGUAUCUCCUUCCGAUGGUGAUAGAUACAAUAUAGUUCAAAAUCACUUCUGGAGUGGUAACCGCCCGUUUAACUCUUGGCAAUUGAAAAGUGAUCGAUCUUUUAAGAUCGUAGUCAAAAACCUACAAUCAUUUACGGAUCCCGGAGAUAUCACGGCUGACUUAGGCGGUGCUGAUCAUGUUGCCCGAAAUGUUUACAACCCCUAUGGAAUCGAGUACAGGGACACGUUCACGGAGUGCAACGCCAGAUUCACUAGAUUCUAUACAGGUCGAUGAAGUUUGGGCAAACACUUCUAUACCAAGUUUUGUAAGUAAUUUCGAAAACAUUAGUGAAACUGAUAGUAGCAGUGGUAAACGAUCAAAAAGCAAAUACUUGAAACAAAACUUACAACGAACACCCAGCGCACCGCUUAAAAGUACCAUCUACGCGGACAUAUUUCGAGGCUCCCAUGCCCGAUGUGAUAUACCUUUGUAUUCAACGCAUGGUGUGGAACUGCUUGGGUAUUCUCGGAUUGGAACCAUACAUUUGCCACGAAUCCGAUCAAGUUCAGAUCCACUUUGCUCAGUUGGGCAAGCGCGUAAAAUACUAUUGCGGGAUUCGCAGAGUGAAAAUAAAACAUUAUGUCAUCAAGAGCUACUAAACUCGGAACAGCAGUCUGUACGACUGUCACCCAUGCCUUAUGAUGGCCUCAGCUUUGAAAGCAUUUCUCGAGAUACCUCUGGUCUUGAUUGCGGUGAAACUCUAGAUGAUUAUAAUACUUCUUUAAAACUAUUCACAGAUAUCUUUUUAUUAAGCCAAAUUGACCUUAAACGCUUACAGGCAGUACUUUGGUUAGAAUUGGCCACAAUAUUUGAUCGUUACGAAGUGAGUUUGGAUAAAAGGAAGCCGUUUAAGCGUCGCCGCAAAGAGGAGGGUAAUCUCUUUGGUGUAUCUUUAAAUGCACUUAUACGUCGGGACCAACAAGUUACUGGCACUGACUCUAAGUUAGUUCCACAAUUUUUGGAAAAACUGCUAACCGAACUUAUGCACCGCGGCUCUAGAGAAGAAGGAAUACUACGUAUAGGUGGACACAAGCAAAAGACUGAAAUACUUUAUAAAGAAUUAGACUCAACCUUUUAUCAAAAACCCGAGAAGUUAGCUCAUCUGUUUGGAACAGCUACGGUUCACGAACUAGGCGCUCUGCUAAAACGCUGGUUGCGUGAACUUCCCCAACCUUUGCUUUCUACCGAACUUAUACAAUUAUUUUAUCAAUGUCACAGACUUCCAUCCAUGGAUCAAAGAAAUGCAUUAACGAUUGUAUGUCAACUACUUCCACCUGAAAAUAGGAACACAUUGCGUUCUCUCUUAAGAUUUUUAAACAAUAUUAUUGACUUGAAGGAUAUAAACAAAAUGGACCUGCAUAACGUAUCUACAAUAAUUGCUCCAUCAUUUUUUCCACCACGAUUUAUUCACCCGAAUGACAGAACCAGCAUUGCUGAGCAAGUAAAAAUGGCUGCACAGUGUUGCCGUUUGACGAAAGUUUUAAUCUGGCAUGGUGAUAAACUUUUUCGUGUACCAAAUAAUCUAAUUAUAGAAUCCAAGACUAAGAAAACGAGAAUGGCUAAAAAAGAAUGGCUUCGGCGAGAUUAAGUCUCAAUAAAUGAAAGAACACCUAAUACAACUCGAAUUAAUACCUGUAAUGCAGCGGUCGGCAGCUCUGCCUCUGUCGGAACACGUACAUCGUAGAACAGCCGUCGUCCCACACACAACGACAAGCUGUACCGUGCAACUUACUCACACAUAUAAAAAAUAAAAUGUUAUUGCAUUCCGUGCCGACUACUGCUUUAAUGGCAACGGACCUGUCAUUGCAGCUAUUAAUAAAAAUUAAAGUAACUCACAACA
Molecule: messenger RNA, 3167 nt
Organism: Drosophila subpulchrella
Lineage: Eukaryota; Metazoa; Arthropoda; Insecta; Diptera; Drosophilidae
Gene: conu
Product: rho GTPase-activating protein conundrum
Exons: 6
Coding region: 1464-2915 (483 amino acids)
Biological process (GO): signal transduction; regulation of small GTPase mediated signal transduction; regulation of actin filament polymerization
Cellular component (GO): cytoplasm
Molecular function (GO): GTPase activator activity
Source: RefSeq, a predicted model, not a curated record